Molecule: messenger RNA, 315 nt
Organism: Aphanomyces invadans
Lineage: Eukaryota; Oomycota; Saprolegniomycetes; Saprolegniales; Verrucalvaceae
Exons: 2
Coding region: 1-315 (104 amino acids)
Source: RefSeq, a predicted model, not a curated record
AUGAAGUUGUUUGCCGCCGUUCUUGUCGCGUCCGCCGCCGCCUCCAAGCAGUCGGUGACCACGCUCGCGACUGACGAGCGCUCCGAGCUGGCCAAGUGGGGUGAGCAGUUUGGACCUACGGCCGCGGUGUUGCCACGCGCCACCGAGAACCGGACGGCGCUGCCGGCGCGGUUGCGUCCGCCGGUGCAGGCGGAGCAGGCGCAGCUGCGUCGGUCCUACGAGGACGCGAAGCCGAUGGACGCGCACCCUCGCCCGUCGAUGGCGGGUGUGAAGGGGUUCGGCGCUGGUCGCAGCGGUGAAGGCGGCGACCACUGA